Molecule: messenger RNA, 1710 nt
Organism: Trichophyton rubrum CBS 118892
Lineage: Eukaryota; Fungi; Ascomycota; Eurotiomycetes; Onygenales; Arthrodermataceae
Exons: 1
Coding region: 1-1710 (569 amino acids)
Biological process (GO): retrograde transport, endosome to Golgi
Cellular component (GO): Golgi membrane; Ric1-Rgp1 guanyl-nucleotide exchange factor complex
Source: RefSeq, a predicted model, not a curated record
AUGUUAUCGGACAUUCAGGUCUUCGUGAGAUGGAAAGAACAAACUAUAUUCGCCGGAGAAGACGUUGAAUGCACAAUCACAUUCAAAAAUGUGACAGAAGAAGAGGCAGGAAACGAGGUUGUUGGGACGACGAAGCAUUAUCGAGGAGGGUCUCGGCCUAUUAACACCGUCACGGAUGGGACCAACUACUCUCCAGCAAAAUCGCUUAACCCAUUUUCGUUUAAUAAUUUGCCGCGUCGCCCGCAGUCCUUGGGGUAUCGGCCUCGACACCCACAUCACAGGGCCUCGGCUUCCGUUGGCUCCUCUCCCAUCUUGAGCCAGAGCUUUCCUCCUACCACCCCAUCACGCACUAAUGGAGCUUCCAACACGCCAGACCAUUCUCAUAAACGAUCUGUUUCAAUAAUAUCUUUAGAGACAGAUAUUUCUCAUGACCGUAAACAGCUUCAGUCCCCAAAGAGUCCGCAGCCAGGCCGGCAUGCACGAUCAGCAAGUUUCCAAGCCCCUCCUAGGAGACAUGACCCUUACAGAGACGAGUUUCCAGCUGGUAUUAAUUCACUACUUGAUUUUUCAACCCUUUGUGUGAAACUCAGAGUGUUAAUUCUGGAUUUAGUGUCUCCCCGAUCUCCAAUCUCGAGAUUCUCGCCCAUUACCUCACAGUCCAACCUCUCCCUUCCGAGCACCAAGGAUGAAGCAGACCCCUACCGUUCUCCGAUCAAUAAUUCACCGGCAGCUAGAAGGACUCCGAUGCGCAGAGCACCACGCAAAAUGAGCGCUUUCCAUGGAGAUUUCAAGUUUCCGCAGGCUCCGCCUUCGCCUGAAAAUAAAACAAAUCCAUCCACGCAGUCGACCCCAGAGAGUCAAUACACCGAAUCUACUACUAAAUCUACAAUACCCGAUCAUAUUAAUGUAACUGCUGCCAAUGGGAAGUUGACAGCUGACCAGCCUCGCUGCCUUACGCCGGCAACGAAACUCUCCGCUGUAUCAGCGAUGGAGGGCAGUACCCGAAGUAGUACUGAGUUUUAUUCUCUUAGCAAUAACUCCACGGAAACUCUUGAUUCAGACUAUAAAUUAGUUUCUAUGAACAGGGGCCUUCCAAGGCAUCGAAGACAUCAAUCAAACCUCGAGCCAGCCAGGAACGGUCGAUCUAAUGAGUCGCAAACACUUCUCAUGGGCUAUGCCCAGAUCAACGCUUCAUUCACCGUUGAUGGAUCCUUACUGGAUCAAUCAAUCUUCGAGGAAGUAAAGCGUAAGGGCGUUGUUGGUCAUCACGGCAGCAAUGAACGGUCGCCAAGGCAGUCGAAGCCUAGAAGCGGGUUCUGGGGAAAUAUAGGGCUCAGCAGUCUGGGAAACUCUCUUGCAAGUUUGACUUCAACAGGAGAACUUGACGGGCUACGGGAAAUGCGAGGCGCCUCUUCAUCCAACUCUAUACCUCUACUAUCAACUCCGCAAUCCCUUCUUUUCGUCGACCUCCGUUUGGCGCCAGGGCAGGAAAAGGCGUUUUCGUUCUCAUUUACUCUACCCCGUGGACUACCUUCAAGCCACAAGGGCAAGGCUAUAAAAAUUUCAUAUAAUUUGGUUAUUGGAACGCAAAAGGCAGCAGCCAUAAAGGGGAACCAGCGACUUCACAAGAUCAAUGUGCCAUUCCGUGUUCUCAGUGGUGUGGAUGGUAAGGGCAACCCCCUCGUCGCUUUUUUAUAUGCUAUUCACUAA